Alnus glutinosa is the source of this 1941-nucleotide messenger RNA. RefSeq lists its product as uncharacterized. Gene Ontology annotation, molecular function: methyltransferase activity. NCBI's taxonomy places the organism in Eukaryota, Viridiplantae, Streptophyta, Magnoliopsida, Fagales, Betulaceae. The transcript is spliced from 10 exons. Gene Ontology annotation, biological process: RNA methylation. The coding region runs from base 182 to 1363 and encodes 393 amino acids. The record is from RefSeq and is a predicted model, not a curated record.
UCUUUAAAUUUCGUUUGUUAAAUAUUUAAUAUUAAAAAAAUGAUAAUUAUUGUGUCCUUCCAAUUUAUUUUUGCCUCGACGAAACCUAGCCCAAGACAUGGCUUAGGCUUCUGCGGAAACCUGGCGGUCCGAUUUCCGGUUAAGUACCAACUCGUACAGUACUGUAAUCCUCCUAGUUUAAAUGGAAGAAAGUUCAGAAUUGCCGUUGCCGGACGCAUUUCUUGAUUUUCUCAAGGCCAAUGGGCUGGACCCUUCGAUUUACACUGCAAGCGAUUCGACCCCUCGUUAUAUAAGGUUAAAACCUGGUUGUGAGGCUUAUAUUCAAGAGGUUGAAGCUGAGAUGAAAUGCAAGCUUGAGAAAGUGGGUUGGUUACCUGGGUUCUAUUCUCUUCCACCCGAUAUUCGGAUUGCUAGCUCAAAGGAAUACCAAGAAGGAAAGAUAUAUGGAAUUGAUGCGGCCUCUGGAGCUGCUGUUAUAGCCCUAGGUAUUUCAGCAGGAGAUCAUGUCCUUGAUCUCUGUGCUGCCCCUGGUGCUAAACUUUGUAUGAUAUCAGAGCUUCUUGGUGACUCGGGUUCUGUAACUGGCAUAGAUGUUGCAAGACAUCGUAUCGCGGCUUGUAGAACAAUGCUACAGAAAUAUGCACUGGGUGAUCGAUGCCGACUCUUUGUUGCUGAUGGAACAAUAUUUUCCCUCCUUCCUGUGGAGUUCCAUUACAAUUCAAAAUCAUGUGAACCUGCACUGGAAUUAAAGGGGGACGCAUUCAGGGAGUGGACGUCUAGGAGACCAUAUAAAGAAAGGAAAAAAGCAACUAAAGCAAUGAAAACUGUUGCUUCACCAUUAGUUCCAGGGACUCAACAUCCAGAACUUAUAUUUUAUGGGCGGCAUUCUGGAGUGGUUGGUCUCUAUAGGAGUGAAUUAUAUAAUACUGUUUGUGACAGCGAGAUUUCAAGCCAAGGCUAUGACAAGGUACUUGUGGAUGCGGAGUGCACUCAUGAUGGAUCAAUUAGACAUAUCCAAAAAUAUGAACAUUGGGGUUGGACAACUCUUCAGCGUCGUGUAUUGGAUGCAGAGAGAAUUAAUAGCUUGACUGUUCUUCAGUUGAAACUCUUAAGCAAUGGUUUUAGGUUACUAAAAGUUGGGGGAUUACUUGUCUACAGCACUUGCAGUUUGACUGUUGCUCAGAAUGAAGAUGUGGUAGAGAUGUUUCUCAAGGAAAAUGCUUCUGCUGAGUUGCAGGAGAUAGAGGCUGCCAAAAAUUGGCCUUGCAAGAGUGGGCGGAUACCAAAGACCUUGCGCUUUGACCCUUUGACAUCACAAACCAGUGGACUUUUUGUAGCAAAGUUCAAGAAAUUAGAUACUUAAUUGAGGUCGGUUCUAGCGCCGCCUGUGUGUUUGCUGCAGGAAUUUCUUCUGGUUGAAUUGUUCACCCUUACAGAACAAACUACUUUUUGGCCACAAAGUUCUUGUAAAGCUAUUGAUUUAGGCCUAGAGUAUGAGCUGAAUGAUUUAGUGACAGAAUUACUUUCUGGGUGACUAGGUUAUUCUUGGACAAUGAUGCAGCCUAAGUUUGCAAUAAUGGUCUGUCAUUCAAGCCUUGGGAACCCUGUGGCUGUAAUGACAUCAUUUGUCCAACUCUAUUGAGCUUGCAUUCCUCAAGAUUCUGUGGGCCAGUCCUCCACAUGAGAUGAAACUGGAUUGCGUUCCAACUUUCAAGGAAAAGUACCAGCACUGACGAGGCAAGCCUUUGUUUCUCAUUCUGAUAGGGUUGAGAGAAUUCUUUUUGAUUGAUUAUUCAGAGUCCAGUUAAGUUGAUCUGCUGUCAUUAUCCAGAUUCUGUUAUAUUAUUAUCCUUUUUCUUAGAAUCUCUUUGUUUUUCUUAUUAAUCCUUUUGACUAAUUUACCACAAGAAGAUAAAGAAGGGAGAAUGAUAGACAUGAUAA